ACACAUGAGCUUUUGGCUAAAAAAAGCCUCAAAAGCGCCUUCCUCUCUCUCUCUCUCUUUUUCUCUCUUCUGCUGCAACUAAUAAGUUUUACUCUCUCUCUAUCUAUCUAUCUACUGAGCCACUGCCACCUCUCUCUCUCUCUUUCUCUAUCCAAAGAUUUGUUUGUUUUUAAGCCGUAAAUAAAUAUGAUUGAAAAUCCAAUGCUCCUCCAGAUCCCAAAUCCGCGGUUUUGAAUCGCAUUUCUAGGCGCAUUGGAUUUGGAGGAGAGAUAGAGAGAGAAGAUGGGAUCGAGCGGCAGCAAAGCCACGUCGUCGUCGUCCGGCGAUACUGGUCGGAGGCGGCGAUCCAAAUCCAUCGCCGGCAGAGUGUUCCGCUCGUCUUGUCUCGGAAUCAAAUCUCGAUCUCGCCACGCCGACGAUGACGAGCAGGUCUGUGAACAUCGGAACAAAGGAAGUAGAAUUAUUGCUCCUUGCACAAACCAGACCGUCACAGAGCAGGAUCGUGCAAAGGAGUAUUUCGGAAAGGUUAACAUUGAACAAUCUGAUGAAAUGCCUUGUAUAUCUUCAAACGCUGAACUCAAUGAAUGGGGUGAUGCUAGCAUCACUGAUACUGUCUCCAGAACUGGUCCCGGCUCUGCUCAAGAUUCUGCUGCUCCAUCUUUGAAUCCUUCAAGUCGUUUCCUUUCCCGUUUUAGUUUUGUUCCUGGCAAUGUAAGCUUCAGGCUAAGCCGAGCAACCAGUUUGGGGUCAGCCGGGUCUUAUCCUGUAUCAUCAACAAGUGUCACAGUAUUGAAUAAUGAUGAUGACCUACAUCUGCAAACGGGACCUUCUGCCAGUUUGGUUGGUAGAGAUGAAAGUCGAGAAGGUUGUGAAUUUCUUCCAGAAUCACUGGUUAAUAGGACUCCUACACAUUUUUUUGAAGACACUUCUGGUAGUUUAGGAUUAAAUAAUGUGGAAUCUGGUUUUUCUGACAAUUUGCAAGAUAAUCAGACAAAUUCUUCUAUACAAGAUGGCAGAAAUGCUAAUGGUAGAAUAAUAGGGGUACUUAACAGAUACCCAGGAUCUCAGGAACCUGUAGAACGAAAUGUUCGUUUUAGCAGAACCUUAAGUGUUGGGAGACUUCGUGACAGGGUUCUUCGUCGAUCAUCUUUGUCUGAUUUAGCAUUUUCUUCUUUGCAACAAGAGGGAGAAGUGAGAGAUACAAAUCAGGGGGAUGAUACAGGGACAUUGGCACCUGAAAGUAGUGUUGUAAAUUUGCAAAAUGGGUCUGGUUAUCCUGCAUCCAAUAUGUCGAAUUCAUUGUUUAGCAACCAAGACUAUGAGGCGGAAACAAUAAGACCUCGAGAAGCCAGGUAUCAUGAUCUACUCGAACACAGAUCAAAUUUCCUCGAGCGGAGGAGAAGAAUUAGAUCUCAGGUUCGUGCACUUCAGCGGUUAGGGAGCCGUUUUGAAAAUGUGUCUGGACAUGAGAGGUCUUGUAUAUUAUCUGGUCAGCAGAGAACCGGUCGGUGUACAUGUCGUUCAAGUAACCGAGAUGCCCAUCCAAAUGAUAACAGCAGUGCUAGGGCAAGCAUAUCCCGAAUUGUUAUGUUGGCUGAGGCUUUGUUUGAGGUUCUGGAUGAAAUUCACCAGCAAUCUGUGGUUUUAUCCUCCCGACCUUCUGUUUCUUCAAUUGGAUCUGUUCCUGCACCUAAUGAAGUUGUAGAAUCUUUGCCUGUCAAAUUAUUUUCCAAGUUGCAAAAACAUCAGCAUGAAGAGGCUGCGCAAUGCUACAUAUGCCUUGUGGAGUAUGAAGAAGGAGAUGAAAUGCGGAUACUGCCUUGUAAUCAUGAAUUUCAUAAAGCUUGUAUUGACAAGUGGCUCAAGGAGAUUCACAGGGUAUGCCCACUUUGUCGCCGGGAUAUCUGCAGAUCGACCUCUGAAGAGAACUAAGAGGGGUGAUUUUGCACUCUGCCUCCGAAGACCUGCGUUGAUGGAUUAUUGAGCAAUGAUAUGCUUUCUACCUGGGAAACAAAAACUGUUAGAAUUGUAUAAUUCCUUUUGAAGUUCCGUCCUUUUCUGCUUGUAUCAUCAUGGCUGCUUGCCAUUAAUUGCUUUCAUUGCAAAGUGUAACAUGGAACAUUAGUAGAAACGGACUGAACUGCAAGUAAUCUCCAUCGUGGGAAGGCAGAGACUGUGAGGGGGGAAAGAGAGAGACGGAGAGAGAGAGAAAGAGGGAGUGAAAGAGGCUAUGUCGUUGUAUCUAAAAUUCUGUGCAUUGAUCCUGAUUCUAAAGGGUUUUGGUUUUGUUCUUAAUGGAAGCACAUAUUAUGUCGGCCAAAAUUUGAUGUCUGUUAAGUAACUCCGUACUAUUUUUCUGUUCGUAA
Molecule: messenger RNA, 2366 nt
Organism: Rosa rugosa (rugosa rose)
Lineage: Eukaryota; Viridiplantae; Streptophyta; Magnoliopsida; Rosales; Rosaceae
Exons: 6
Coding region: 283-1932 (549 amino acids)
Molecular function (GO): zinc ion binding
Source: RefSeq, a predicted model, not a curated record